Messenger RNA from Physcomitrium patens, 2309 nucleotides. RefSeq lists its product as uncharacterized. The record is from RefSeq and is a predicted model, not a curated record. Lineage: Eukaryota; Viridiplantae; Streptophyta; Bryopsida; Funariales; Funariaceae.
UUAUUAUUAUUUAAAAUAAAUUUAAUCCCUCUCUUUCUCUUCCCAUUAUUAUGUGACAAUAUUCAAAUAUGAUUGUGUCAUUCUUAGAUACACUGUUUGCAAUGCACUUCAUAAUUACAUUGCAUAUUAAUACAAAACAUUAACUAGCUUCAGCAUACUGUGCAUGAAGCACAGCAAGGGACCCGAUUUAAAAAAUACCUUCUUUUUGCAUGUUUGUUUUUCUUCUCUCUUUUCAUUGUUGUUGCUUGUGUUGUUUGACACAUUCCAGUGGUAGGAAUGAGUUCCCAUGGUAGGAAGGGGGGCAGCACAUGAAUCACAUGGGGAACAACCACAAAGCUCUCACAAGGAAGGAAGAUUAAUAGGAGUGGGCAUUUAUCUACAAAGGAGUAGAAUUAGCAGAAUUGUAUAUAUUAUAAUGUAUAUACAUUAAGGAAGCUUAGGUAUAAGACAAAGUGACAAAGAAGUCUUCUCAUUGAUUGAAAUCAAAGCAAUUGUUAAUCAGCAAAAAGACCUCCAAGUUGCUGUCUAUAAACAUGUUUUCCAUGGCCAACAACACAAGUUUGUAAAUAGGAAGAGGAGGAGAUGAGGAUUGAGAGAGGGCAUUGGAGUGGUUUUCCUCCUCUUCUGUUUCCUUAGUUUCUAUUCUCUUUCCUCCUAUUUUCUGUGGUUCAAUUGAUCCUAUCCUCUUUAUUUCUGAAUUUGCUUCAUUCCAUUUGCUAAAUUAAUUCCAGAAUCAUGGUGCUCCCACUCUUCUUCAUCCAUGAAUGCAUCCGAGACCAGCUUCAACGCCUUGGAGCCAAAGGCAUCCUGGCUCUUGUAAACUUUCACAAGAAAUGCAACAGCAAUAGAAGAUUUGAUAUUGCUACAUGGCAAGAAUUUUUGAGAUUCACUGGAAUUCGACUCAAUCCAGAGGAACUUGCUCUCUUAAUGAGAACACAUGCAACAUGUGGGACAGAAUUCCACUUUGGAACUUUUAUGGAUUGUGUACAUGGAACACUCACUAAAUUCAGACAAAACUUGGUGGAUGCUGCUUGGAAGAAACUUGAUCAUGACCUAGUGGGGUAUGUGACAUUGGAUCGGAUUAAGGAUGUGUACCAUCUCAAGGUGCAUCCUGCGGUCAUGAUGCAACAAAAGACAGCCGAAGAGGCUAUUAUUGACUGGUUGAGUGAAUCCUUUGGGCUCCUUCAGAAGGUGUACCACUCAGAUCUUGCACAGUACUACCUCCUUAUUGGAGCCAGCAUCCCCCAUGACCGUGCCUUUGAAUUACUCUUCAUCAAAGCCUGGCAGAUCCGUGCCGAUGGAUACAAUGUCGACGACGCGCUGAACCACAUCAAGGUGCAGGUGUAUAAGAACCGGAAUCGGAUCCGGGAGUUUUUCAGGGACUACGAUCCGUUGCGGCAUCGCCUCAUCCUGGACUCGCAAUUCGCUGCUGCGAUCGACAACUCGAAGCUGGUUGUCACCCCGCUUGAGCUGCGCGCCGUUUGCGAUCAGUACUGCAUGAACGAUGACCCCCAGCUGCUCGUUUGCUGGACCGCCUUCUGCGAUGAAAUCGAUACCGUGUACACGCUGAAAGAGCUCGAAAAGACUCCCCUUCGCGAGGUGGCGAAGGUGCCCGUGUUGGAGGGCCUCACCCCGCAGCGCUUCCAAAUGGGAGCCACGAAGCUGGACGAGAAACAAGAGAGAGCGGUGCAGGAGGUCAUCCGCAAGAUUCGCACGCAGAUGUACAAUCGCAGGAUCUACGUGCGCGGCUCCUUCCAGGAUUUCGCGCAGCCGAAGAUGUGCAUCGGGGCGGUAGGCCACGUCACUUACACGCAGUUCGCACAGGCACUGAGUAGCCAGCUGAACCUCUACAUUGAGCCCUACGAGGUGGCUCUGCUGUGCGCCAAAUACGACGACAUGAAGAACAAAACGGUCAAUUACCUCGCCUUCACCACCGACAUCGACCCCGCUCCAUAGCCUCCUCCAUGCCCUCUCUCAUCCCGACCGUAUCUCUCGCGCUUUUGCCCACUCCUUCCCACCACGCUUGCUGACUGUGCAUGCCGUAAUAAUUCUGACAAUUCAUUGCCGCUAUGUCUGGAUGAAUGUUCCCGUUUUCACCGUCAUUCGUUGCGUUUCCCUCUAAGCGGUGCAGGGUUCGAUUCCAUACGAAAGCAUGUUCUAUUGUUGCCAUGUCAUGCUCCAUACAUGGGUUCUAUAAUACUGCUUUUUUUUUUCCUUCAUUCAAGCUGAAAUGUGCAACCUUUUGAAAUUUACCACGAAUAUUUUUUUUCCUUUCGAAAUAAUAAAAUUCCAAUUCCAAUUUUCAUGAA